Messenger RNA from Coregonus clupeaformis (lake whitefish), 3189 nucleotides. Its product is annotated as band 4.1-like protein 4. The transcript is spliced from 24 exons. The record is from RefSeq and is a predicted model, not a curated record. Lineage: Eukaryota; Metazoa; Chordata; Actinopteri; Salmoniformes; Salmonidae. Gene Ontology annotation, cellular component: cytoskeleton. Bases 437 to 2488 code for a protein of 683 amino acids.
UCUGCAACGCUGAAGAGUGGCGAGGUUUCGGCUCAUUUUUCUAAGCGGACAAGUGCAGGCCACGCCUCUACCUUCACUUGUAUUAUUGCUGGAUAUAAAACAAAUUCAAAUGAAAGACUUGGAGAUCAAAAGCGGAUCACUUUUAAAGGAAUUCAUAUUUGUCUUGGACAUCCCUGAACAUUGAACCUGGGUGACACUGAAGAGCACAUAACCCAUGUGCUUAUUGGACAUACAAGACAAGGAAGGAGCGCUGCGGUUUGGAAUCAAAAGGACUGGUCAAGGAGUGGUCUAUUGAAGAAAAACCCCUCAUGAAUUGGACUUUUAUUUACUCCCAACAUUAGUCCAUAAUUUCAUAGGUUCAAACACUCCUUUAUCAUUGAAUUGACAGAAGUCAGCUAAAUCAGUGCUCUAUCUGUAUCCCCUCUAAAGAAAAGACAUGAGUUGCUUCUGCACUGCUCAGGAGGAGUUUUAUUGUGAAGUUCUACUGUUGGAUGAAACCAAAUUGACGUUAACCACUCAACAACAAGGAAUAAAGAAGUCUACUAAGGCUUCGGUGGUGCUGGACUUUGUGUUCAACCAUGUGAAGCUGGCAGAGACAGACUACUUCGGGCUGCGCUACUGUGACCACAGCCACCAGACGUAUUGGCUAGACCCCUCAAAAACCCUUUCAGAACACAAAGAUUUAAUAACAACAGGGCCUCCAUACACACUCUAUUUUGGGGUCAAGUUUUACGCUGAGAAUCCCUGCAAGCUAAAAGAAGAAAUAACAAGGUACCAGUUCUUCCUGCAGGUGAAGCAGGACGUACUACAGGGUAGAAUCCCCUGUCCCCUCGACAUCAGCGCCCAGCUGGCUGCUCUGGCCAUACAGUCCGAGCUUGGCGACUACGACCCGUACAAACAUGUGUCGGGAUACGUGUCAGAGUACCGCUUCGUCCCGGACCAGAAAGAGGAACUGGAGGACGCAAUUGAGACAAUCCACAAAACUGUAAUGGAACAGGUUCCCUCCAAGGCUGAACUCAAUUAUCUAGGAAUCGCCAAAACACUGGAUAUGUACGGAGUCGACCUUCACCCUGUCUUCGGAGAGAAUCAAUCUGAAUACUUCCUGGGGUUAACACCUAUUGGAGUUGUUGUCUACAAGAACAAAACACAAGUUGGGAAGUAUUUCUGGCCAAGGAUAACAAAAGUGCAUUUUAAGGAAACACAAUUUGAGCUUCGAGUCGUUGGAAAAGAUUGCACAGAGACUUCGUUCUUCUUCAAGGCACCCAAUAAGACAGCAUGUAAACAUCUGUGGAAGUGCUGCAUAGAACACCACACUUUCUUCAGAAUGCCAGAAAAUGAUGGCAACACACUGACAAGAAAACUAUCCAAAUUGGGUUCUCUGGGAUCUAAGCAUCGAUACAGUGGAAAGACUGCUAUGCAGAUGGGCAGGGAUCCGUCUGUCAGUCUGCCUCGACCAGACCUGCAGGUGGUCAGGACCCGCAGCAAGACCUACCCCAAGAGACCAUCACAGUCCACAGGACUGAACAAUGCGAAUCGGUCCAACACCAAGACGGAGAAUGCAGAAAAAGAGGGAACGGCUAAGAUUACAGCACAGUCAGCUGUGAAGAGCUCCAACGUAACCAAGACAGAGAAUGGCGGUCCAGAGAAACAGCGAGGGAAGCCCAGUGCACCAUGGGAUGAGAACGCCCCACAAAGUGGACUGUACAACACGGCCAACCAGCGAACCAAGUCUCCCAAAUUCCCCAUGGCACGUGGUCGCACCCCUUCAGGAGGCAGCGAGAACGAAACAUCCCAGAACAGACGCUGGAAAGGCCAUGCCAGUGAUCCAACAGAUCCCCCAAACCAGAACGAUCAGCAGAAGAGGAGGUCACGCUCCCGUGGCAACACCAGUAGUGGCAGCGAGUCCGAGAACUCCACCCGGGAGCAUCGUAAAAAGAGGAACCGAUCUCGUCAGGAGAAUGAGAUGGUGGACUCUGGUCCUCAGUGGGAAGCCGUGCUCUGCCGUCAGAAAGAGAGGUCUCAGAAAGACCCAAACCACCGCCGCUCACGACACCGUUCUCGAUCGCGGAGUCCAGAUGUGCAGGCUAAAGAGCAGCUGUGGAGGCACAUCCAGAAGGAGCUGGUGGACCCUGCUCCUGAUCUAACAGAGGAACAGCUGAAGGAGAUCCCCUACAAGAAAGUGGAAACCCAAGGAGACCCAAUCAAAAUCCGGCACUCUCAUUCCCCCCGGAGUUUCCGUCAGUACCGACGCUCCCAGUGCUCCGAAGGGGAGAGGUCCGUGCUCUCGGAGGUCAACGCCCGGACAGACCUGGUUCCCCCCUUACCUGUGACACGCACAGCAGACAUCCCAGGUUCCAGCUCCACCCCCUCUCAGAAGAAGUACGGAUCUAAAGACACCCUGCUGUCAGAGAUCAUAGAGCGUGACGUAAGGAGCAGCGCCAAGGUGGUGAAGACGGUCCACACUCCCCGGACCAAGGUCGAGACGUGACCUGACAGAAACGCAACCACCACCGCAGAAACAACGCCACAAUCUCAAGCAUGUCAAAAGACGCCUGGUUUCUUGAAAGAAAGAAAAAAGGAACUUGUGAAAUACAAUAGAGAAGGCUGUAUAGAGUACACCGGCUGUGCUGUACACCAGUAACCAACCCCACCUUGCAGUACUCCUGUGUGUAUGUACAGUAGGUGUUAGAUAAUGCAUGGAAACCCCUUUAAGAGGGCAAAAAGGACACUUUUCACAGUUUUGUGCCAGUGUUCUCUGCUGUCUUUUGCACCACACCGACACCGGUAAUCCUUUACAUUAUCUUAAUUUAAACAAGAGCAUUUAAGCUUUAAGGCCCCUUUUGAGUAAGCCUGGUCCCAGAUCUGUUUGUUCUGUAUAGCCAACUCCACAACGACCAUAGGCUAUACAGCACAAGGGUGCUGGGUACUCCUGAGUGGGGGAGAUAUACUGUAGCUACUGAGUACAAUUGGUCUAGGUCUAGAGGUGAUAAUUAAGUGUCAUAAAACACCUUUUCAGUGUAUUAAUGAUCACAUUGAUUCUGGUCCAAUCAGACUAUGGAUUGAAGAAUGACAUUAUGAAUUGUGUAGCGAACACUGCACAGUGAUGUCAUAGAUCAGGGCUGCCCAACCCUCUUCCUGAGAUCUACCGUCCUGUGGGUUUUCAGUCCAACCCUAAUUUAACACACCUGA